Molecule: messenger RNA, 4105 nt
Organism: Coregonus clupeaformis (lake whitefish)
Lineage: Eukaryota; Metazoa; Chordata; Actinopteri; Salmoniformes; Salmonidae
Product: kinesin-like protein KIF27
Exons: 14
Coding region: 354-3767 (1137 amino acids)
Biological process (GO): microtubule-based movement; mitotic spindle organization
Molecular function (GO): microtubule motor activity; ATP binding; microtubule binding
Source: RefSeq, a predicted model, not a curated record
CAAAAACGGGCAGAAGUAGUCAGACAAGAAGUAACAACAAUGGAGACGGACGAUAAGAUAAUGGAAAAUUAAACGUUAGCUAGCUAGCUAGCUAAUUAGCGAACCCAGCAAUCAACGGUCAGCUUGAACAGUUGAAGUUAAAAAGUUGAAGUUUAACUUUGUUGUUUCAAAUCAACUACGCCAGAUAUGGCAACUUUUCGAUUCACCGUCCAAAGUGCGAAAAAGUUGUGGUUUCUGAAGUGAGCAAGUUACUGUGCCUUUAUCUGUAAAACGAAGUGGGUGUCUGCGUGAAACGCCAUAGAGGUAGACAGAGUGACUCAUUUAGUAUCUUACGUUCAGUGACCGGUUUGGUAAUGGGAGAAGUGUGUGUGCGGGUUGUGGUUCGGGUCAGACCGCUGCUUCCCAAAGAGGUGCUCCACAACCACCAGCUGUGUGUGCGCGUGGUGCCCGACACCGCCCAGGUGAUGCUGGGUAGCGACCGAAUCUUUUCUUUUGACCACGCCUUUGGACCGACCGCACAGCACGGUCAGAUUUACAAGUCCUGUGUCAAACCUCUGGUGGCAUCUCUAGUUGACGGCAACAAUGCUACAGUGUUCGCCUAUGGACAAACCGGGUCUGGAAAGACAUACACUCUUGGUGGGGGACAUGUAGCAUCUCUGCCGGUGGAGGAGAGUGGGAUCAUUGGUCGGGUUGCAGCGGAUCUGUUUGUGCUCCUGGGGGAGAGGAGGGCUGCGGACGCCAGGGCUGCAGUAGACGUUAGGGUGUCCUACAUGGAACUGUACCAGGAGGAGCUCAGGGACCUGCUGGAGCUCCACACUGCACACAAGGAGCUGCACAUCAGAGAGGAUGACAGGGGCAACACUGUGGUAGUUGGGGCCAGAGAGGCUGUGAUUACCUCAGCUGAGGAGUUGCUGAGCGUCCUUGAGGCUGGCAAUGCCAUGAGGCACACUGGCCACACUCAGAUGAACGAGCGCUCCAGCCGCUCUCACGCCAUCGUUACCCUACAGCUGAUGCAGCAUCACCACGACAAUGGCUCCGUCCGCUCCUCUAAACUCCACUUGGUGGAUCUGUCCGGGUCAGAGCGGGCUGCACGCACCGGGAACACAGGCCUGCGCCUCAAAGAGUCCGUCCACAUCAACACCGGCCUGCUGGCGCUGGGCAACGUCAUCCGCGCACUCUCCAACCCCCAUCGCCGCCGCAACCAUGUGCCAUACCGCGACGCCAAGAUCACGCGCAUCCUCCGGGACUCACUGGGUGGCUCCGCCCACACACUGAUGGUGGCCUGCGUCAGCCCUUCUCACCACAGUGUCACAGAGACACUGAGUGUGCUGCAGUUUGCCUCACGGGCACGCCACGUGAAGAACCAGCCUGGGUUGUGUCCUGCCAGGGCGUGUCCGGGCUGGCACCCUGAAGAGGCUCGUGUGGGGGAGCUGGAGCAGGAGGUCCAGACUCUGAGAGACGCACUGAGAGAGAAGGAUAAGACAGGGGGAGGGAUUGCUUUGACUGACAGCACCAAACAGGCCACUCAGGAGGAGCGUGAUGACAGGGGGAUGGACCUAGUGGAGGAGUCCCAGUACCGCUGCCUUGCACAGGACGCUGCCUUCCUAUUGGAGGAGCUCCAGAGUUCCACCCAGAGUCCUGUUCUGCAGCAGCGUUUGCAGGAAUGGCUGGAGAGACACAGGGAGCUUAGCCACUCCGGCCACACUGACUAUCAACAACCUGUGGGGGAUGCAGGGGAUGAGCCUCACCAGAUCACCAUCCUCCAGCUCAGACGUGAGCUCAAGAACUGCCAGGAUACUCUGGCUAUAGACAAGCAGGUGUUUGACCAGAGGGCAUCUGAGCUGCAGCAGGUGCAGAGGCAGGUGCAGACACUGCUACAGGAGAAAGAGACACACCUCCAGUCCUUACAGGAGGAGAGGGAGCACAGACGCAUACAGAUGGUGGAGCAGCAGCUAAUAAUAGAUCGUCUCCGUGGUGAUCUCCUGACCUCCAGGAUGAGAGCCUCGCUGGACACUGGAGCUUCUAGGAAGUCAGCAAGGAGACCUCACAGUGUUCCCCUGAUCAGCCAGGGCCAAGGCAAUGGUGGUACGAGGAAGAUCCAUACUAGUCCUCCGGCCUGUUCAUUGGAGAGGGUAAUGGCUGCCUUUAAGACCCGCAGUCAGCUGCUGCUGACUCAGAUAGAGGAGAGAGACGAGGUCCUCUGCCCUCAAAAAACACAGAAGGAAAGGAGGGAAGAUGAGGAGGAGCUGGGGGGGAGAAGGGUAUUCAGGCGCUCUAUGAACCACACAUGGACAAUCAGACAGAUUCCAGCCUGCUUUGGCCAGAACCAGGCACAACAUACUAGUUUGGACCAGAUUCAGGACGGGCUCCAGUUACUUCACCCGUCAGAACGCCCUACAGACCGGCCUGUGCCUUCUAUAUGGUGCAAGGAGCGCAGAGUGAGGCGGAGGCAGACGGUGAACCUGCAGCGCUUAAAGACGGCGGAGACACAGAGCAGGGCUAGCCUGCAGACCAGUGGCUCCAGGAAUCUGCACAGGACCAAGGACCUGAGGACAGACAACAAGGCUGUCUUUCAAAAUGGAGACUGCAAAGACUCAGAGGAAAAGCUGUCUGAGAGACGUGCGUGGCUGGAGCAAGAGGAGGAGCGUGCUCUGCAGAGGAGAAGGGGCCUGCAAGAGCUGGAGGAGGAGCUGAGGCGCAGAGAAGAGGUGCUGCAGCACCGAGAGGCCUGUGUCCAGGAGAGGAACCAGCUGCAGAUCAAGAGGCUUCGCUCCAGCCAGGCUCUGAGUCAGGACUUGCUGCGAGUGUCGGCUCGUCUGGGAGAUCUGGAUCAGGAGCUUGAGGAGAGAGGAGGGGUAGAGAGGCGACGGUCCUCCUCUGCAGCGGGGCUGUGUGGAGCGUCCAUGGAGGAGCUGCUGAAGGAGAGAGAGAGCCUGUGUCAGAGGAGGGACACGCUGGACACACAGCUGAGGGACGGCAGGGUGCUCACGCAAGAGGAGGAGCAUGCUCUGCUGCAGUUGGAGGAGGCCUUGGAGGCGCUGGAUGCUGCAGUAGAGUUUAAGAACCGUUCCAUCCAGGAGAGACAGAGAGACCUCAGGGACACUUCUAACUCCGCCCACGGAGACGACGACAAUGAUGUCAUGAGGGCGCUGAGAGAGCUGUCACUUCCAGAGGCCUCGGCGCUGUUGGUGAAAUACUUCAACAAGGUGCUGUGUCUGCGGGAGUCGGAGCGGCAGCUGCAGCUGCGCUGUGAGGAGCUGCAGCUGCAGAGUGGAGAGCAGGAGGCGGCGACCAGGGAGUUGGAGGCAGCUCUACAUCGCCUCACUCUGGACACAGACCGCCGGCUCACUGAGCAGCAUCAAGAGCACCAACACAGCAUACAGCUACUAAUGCAGCAGGUCCGAGAGGGUGGCUUAGGGGACAGUGAUCAGGCGGUCCAGGCUAGGCUGCAGCAGCUGGAGAGAGACCUGUUCUUCUAUAAGAGCUCCAGCCGUGAGCUGAAGAGGAAGCUCAGAGAGCUGGUCACAGACUCCCUCCCCCCCCAGGCUCCAGACCUGCAGGGCAGUAAGGAGGCCAGUGACGGAGCAGGGGACAGCCCCAGCCUGCAGACUCCCAGAGUGGAGCUGGCCCCUGUCCGUCUGUCCUGUAGAGAGCUGAGGCAGAGCUCACCCUCUGACUUCUGCAGCACUAGGGGGCACUCUGCCUUGAAGGCCAGCAGAGGCUCAUUCCAGGAGGACUCCAUCGAAGUGCCCAGAAACACUGACUGACCACGAGGCUCGAGCACAUACUGACCACUUCUUUCCUCCGUCCACACUAAUCUAGAAGAACAGGUUAGGUGAAACUAAGGGCUCUAUUCAAUCAGAUCCGCUUUAGCCAACAUCCGCAUAGUGGUUGUUUUGGCAGAGGUGGAACUGUGUUAGAGCUGUCAAAUCCACAAGUGGCUCAGGACAUUCUACCUAAAGCUGGACAUUAACAUUAGCUGCAUGGAAUCACAUUAAGUCAUCCCAUGCAGUCAAGUUCAAACACUGGAAUAUGAGAUGUAAUCUACACUUCGAUUAGGAUGAUAGAAAUCCUCAUGAUUUAGUUUAAUGAUUUUUCAAUUUGA